Trifolium pratense (red clover) is the source of this 692-nucleotide messenger RNA. RefSeq names its product protein AGENET DOMAIN (AGD)-CONTAINING P1-like. The record is from RefSeq and is a predicted model, not a curated record. Lineage: Eukaryota; Viridiplantae; Streptophyta; Magnoliopsida; Fabales; Fabaceae. Bases 87 to 425 code for a protein of 112 amino acids. The transcript has a single exon.
UCUUAUCUCUCUUUCUCUCUUGCGUAAAAAAAAUAAAAACCCCUCUCUCUCUCUGCUCGUUCAAUUACUUUCUUGUUCUUGCAAGCAUGCGUCCACCAAUGAAGAAAAUUGAUUACAAAGUUGGAGAUAAAGUUGAAGUAUGUAGCAAAGAAGAAGGGUUUAUGGGUUCAUACUAUGAAGCCACAAUUGCUUCUUGUCUUGAUAAUGGAAGAUAUGUGAUUCGUUACAAAAAUCUUCUUAAAGAUGACAAGUCUGAACUUCUCACUGAAACGCUUCUUCCAAAGGAUCUUCGCCCAUCACCGCCACGUGUUCGUAACCCUUCAAAGUUCCAACUCAAUCAAACAGUUGAUGUUUUUGAUAAUGAUGGUUGGUGGGCAGGAAAAAUCAUCAGCGAGAAGAUCCUCAUGGAAAAGAAUUAUUACUAAUAAUGUGUAUUUUUAUUAUACUAAUCAAACGAUUUAAUACCCUUGUGAUAAAAUUAGGGUACAUCAUGAGAUGAUGUUUAGUGGAGAGUGGUUUAUGGAAGCUUAAGAGCCAUAUCAUCAUCAUGAUCAUCAAUUAGGCAUCUUGUGAUCUUGUCGAUCACUUUUAUAAUAUUGAAUAGAUAAAUACCCGUGCUACCACGAGGUUAUAUAGUACAUCAUUGUAAUGCAAAGCUAAAUUUAGCACAUUAAUCAGCUUUUAUUCUUCAA